This is a messenger RNA of Uloborus diversus, 1911 nucleotides long. RefSeq lists its product as uncharacterized. The record is from RefSeq and is a predicted model, not a curated record. Bases 1 to 1911 code for a protein of 636 amino acids. The transcript has 3 exons. NCBI's taxonomy places the organism in Eukaryota, Metazoa, Arthropoda, Arachnida, Araneae, Uloboridae.
AUGAAACAAGCAUUUUUGCAAAUUUCGCUCAAAGAAGAAGAUCGAGAUAUUACUCGUUUUUUCUUUACCGAUGACCCCUCGGACGAAUCUAUUGCACCCCAGGUUUAUAAAUUUACUCGCGUCCUAUUCGGCAUCAGUAGCAGUCCGUUUUUAUUGGCAGGAACUUUGAAAUAUCAUCUGAAACAGUAUACUGAAAAAUAUCCAGUGACUACAAAAUUUUUAAAUGAUAAUAUUUAUGUCGAUGACAUCAUCGGUAGUCAUGCAUCUGUAGAUGAAGCCUUAUCUCAUACAUUAGAGUCCAUAGCAAUUUUCGAAGGUGCUAGUUUGUCACUACACAAGUGGCGCACUAAUUCGAAGACCCUACGCGAAUUGUGGAAAAAACAUGGAGUGAUUUCGAGUGAUAAUGCCGAACACCUCAAAGAAGAAAAUAUGACUUACAAAGUCUUGGGUAUAGCAUGGGACAACUUAAAGGACAUUCUUUAUUUUGAUGUUGGAGAUCUAGUCAAAUUUGUUUCUAGAGGAACUGACACUAAACGUUACGUGCUCCAGGUCUUAGGACGCAUCUUCGAUCCUAUCGGAAUUUUAGGUCCUUUUACAGUGAGAAUUAAAUGUUUGAUGCAGAAGAUUUGGACGUUACGUAUUGAUUGGGAUGACAGAUUACCCGAAGAUCUAAGUUCGUUAUGGAGAAGCUGGUGCGAAGAAGUUCCUCAACUGACGGAAAUUUCAAUCCCACGCCACUAUUUUUUCGAAAACCUAAAUAUUGAUAUCAAGACUCUUGAACUUCAUUUCUUUUGUGACGCAAGUAUGAAAGCAUUUGGAACAGUUGCCUACAUGCGUGUUUUAUCUCGAAAUGAAGACGUUCGAACGGCCUUUGUAGCUUCUAAAAAUCGAGUUGCUCCGAUAAAAUCUCUUACAUUGCCUCGGCUGGAGCUCAUGGCUGCAGUAUUGUCAGCAAAAUUAAGUUUUAAUAUUUUGAAAUCCUUGAAACGUGACAUUCCGUGCUAUUUCUGGUCUGACUCGAAGAUAACAAUUUUUUGGAUAAAAGGCAAUCCUGAGAAAUUCAAACCUUUUGUCAAGAAUCGGAUUGAAGAAAUUCGCAAAUUCACAGCACCUUCAGACUGGUUUUUUUGCCCCGGAAAGGUCAACCCUUCAGAUACCUUGUCGAGGGGAGCAAAAGUUUCUAAACUGCUAGAAGAUCCAACCUGGCUGACAGGACCGCAGUGGCUAAAAAAUUCUCCAGAAUACUGGCCGAAGUCAGAAAAUGAUGAAGCAAUAAAUACAGAAGAAUUAGAAUGCAGAAAGAAAUCGAAGGACAUCUUUCAGUGUGAAUGUCUUGUUGAAGAAAAGGAAAAUCCAAUCAACAUUACUAAAUUUAGUAAUAUGGAGAAGUUGGUAAGGAUUACAGCUUGGGUGAAGAAGUCGAUCAUGAAAUUUAGAAAGAUUUCUAAUAUAGGAAAUACAUUGACCGCUGAAGAAUUAAUAGAAGCUGAGAAUCAUCUGAUAAGAUUAGAACAGAAGAUCUUUUUUAAAGAAGAUUACGAAUCCUUGAAGAAUGGAGAACUGAUUCAAAAAGACUCUGAUUUGUUUAACUUUUUGCCAUUCAUGGAUGAAAAUGAAAUUAUCAGACUAGGAGGAAGAUUAGAAUUUGCUGAAUUAUCUACAGAAGAAAAACAUCCUAUUAUUCUUCCAAAACGGUCCUGGCUGACAUUUUUAAUCACAAGAAGAGAACAUGAGAAAAUAAUUUUUGCUCUCAUUUUGCCUAGUCUGCCUCGUAACUUCAAUGCCAUAGGAAGCUCAGGCUAUGAAUUAACGCAAUACAGUGAAACCUGUAUUGAAAUAGAACUUAGAAUUGAAAGAAGGGAGUCUACUGCUGCCUUCUGCUCCGUUUUUUGUGAUAACUCAAUAAUGUGA